Scaptodrosophila lebanonensis is the source of this 861-nucleotide messenger RNA. Its product is annotated as mpv17-like protein 2. The transcript has a single exon. NCBI's taxonomy places the organism in Eukaryota, Metazoa, Arthropoda, Insecta, Diptera, Drosophilidae. The coding region runs from base 138 to 764 and encodes 208 amino acids. Gene Ontology annotation, biological process: mitochondrial ribosome assembly. The record is from RefSeq and is a predicted model, not a curated record. Gene Ontology annotation, cellular component: membrane; cytoplasm.
UCAUCUCUACCAUGUGUUAAAUGCUCAACCAACUGAUAUUUAAAACAUUUUCAACCCCAAUGACCGCGGAAAUGGGUUUUCACAAAUAUUAUCUAGAACUAAUUACAAAGUAGACGAGAAACACAAAUGUACGCAUAAUGCAAUCUUUGCGUCAAACGCUGCAAACACUUCUUUCAAAAUUCAAUCCUAAACGCCAGGUAGAGGCCACCAGAACCCUAAGGAAACUGCGUGAAUGGCAUGCAGGCGCGUUCAGCAGCAAGUUUCUGCUAUUUACAAAUGUAGGAAUCUCCCUGUCUCUCAGCUCGGCCGGAGAUGUUUUGGAACAGCAAUUUGAGAUCUACAAUGGCGAAAUUAAGACUUUCGACAACACCCGUACAUGUCACAUGGCUACAUCAGGCGUGAGUGUUGGUAUUAUUUGUCACUAUUGGUAUCAAAUUCUUGACAAGAAAUUACCUGGACGCACCAUGCGGGUAGUGGCCAAAAAGAUUAUUCUUGACCAGUUGAUUUGUUCGCCCGUUUACAUAACCGCAUUCUUUGUUACGCUUGGAAUAUUGGAACAAAAAGAUAGAGCUGAAGUAGUUAAGGAAAUAAAAGAAAAAGCAUGGAAGUUGUACGCUGCCGAAUGGACAGUGUGGCCAGUGGCGCAAUUUGUUAACUUUUACUGGAUAUCGCCACAAUAUCGCAUAUUUUACGACAACAUCAUUAGUCUUGGCUAUGAUGUUUAUACGUCAAGGGUGAAGCACAACGAGUCCAACUUAUUAUGACAGUGCAAUCAGCUUAAAAUGUAUUUUACAACUGUAAAUAUCUAAUGAGUACGAUAUAUUUUGAGCAAAUGGGCAUUAAACGUCUGAAAACUUGUAA